Arachis ipaensis is the source of this 1939-nucleotide messenger RNA. It is a transcript of the gene ATSAC1, whose product is annotated as Phosphoinositide phosphatase family protein. Gene Ontology annotation, molecular function: phosphatidylinositol-3,5-bisphosphate 5-phosphatase activity. The record is from RefSeq and is a predicted model, not a curated record. Gene Ontology annotation, cellular component: intracellular membrane-bounded organelle. Lineage: Eukaryota; Viridiplantae; Streptophyta; Magnoliopsida; Fabales; Fabaceae. Gene Ontology annotation, biological process: phosphatidylinositol dephosphorylation.
UCCAACAUAUCAGGCAACAAAAUUACAUUUUGAAGAUCUUGCUAAGAGAUAUGGCAAUCCGAUUAUUGUGCUUAAUUUGAUUAAGACAGUUGAGAAACGACCUCGAGAAAUGAUGCUUAGGCGUGAAUUUGCAAAUGCUGUUGGGUAUCUGAACCAAAUUCUACCUGCGGAAAAUCAUCUUAAAUUUAUUCACUGGGACUUUCACAAGUUUGCAAAGAGCAAGUCCGCCAAUGUUUUGGCAGUUUUAGGAGCUGUAGCAAGCGAAGCACUUGAAUUAACAGGCUUUUACUACAGUGGUAAACCCACCAUCAUAAAGAGGACCAACAAGAGCAACAGAACAAGUUCAGGGAUGGAUGCUUCACUUAGAGAUCUUAGAGCUAGUUCUGGUGACCUUACAAGAAUUGGAACUGCAAGUGAAAUGCUAAAUUCUCUGGUCAUUCGAGACAGAGAAAAUGAUGCGAGCCAUCAGAACCAAAAGACGAGUGCUAGUGGUGAUGCACCACGCUAUCAGAGUGGAGUUCUACGUACCAACUGCAUUGAUUGCUUGGACCGUACAAAUGUUGCCCAGUAUGCUUAUGGACUUCAAGCUUUAGGACGCCAGCUCCAUGCAAUGGGUUUGACUGAUGUGCCAAAAGUGGAUCCUGAUAGUAGUAUUGCUGCUGCACUAAUGGACAUGUAUCAAAGUAUGGGAGAUGCACUUGCACAGCAAUAUGGCGGUUCUGCAGCUCACAAUACUGUGUUUCCUGAAAGGCAGGGAAAAUGGAAAGCAACAACACAAUCAAGGGAGUUUUUAAAAUCUAUAAAACGAUACUAUAGCAAUGCAUAUACUGAUGGUGAAAAACAAGAUGCAAUAAACUUAUUUUUAGGUUACUUCCAACCACAGGAAGGGAAACCUGCUCUGUGGGAGCUUGAUUCGGAUUAUUAUCUCCAUGUAUCUGGUAUUGGGGAUGAUCUGAUUCCUGAGAGUUGUUGUGAACUGAAUGCCAAGCCUGCCGGAAGUAAUGGAAUGACAUUCACACCUAUACCAGCUUGCAGAGAAGACUUCUGCCGCAUAAAAUUGACUUCAUUUGACAAGUUGAUUGAAAAGACCUGUAGCGCCAUUAAAAAUGUAAGGCUUUGCAGUGAACCUGAUCAAAGACCAGGUGGUGUCUCUGGAAGCAGCGGUGUUGCACCUGAUGCAGCUGAGAUACAACUUAAAAGCCCCAAUUGGCUUUUUGGCCAGAGAAAGUAUGAAGAAAGCUCCUCUGCUGCAAAAGCUACUACUCGUGAAAUUGACAUUGAAGGAUCUCAGGUUAAUGGCUUUUGCAACUUGAAUUGGCUUUCAUCUAGCAGUGAUAUGAAUGAAGAGGAUGUUUUUCAAAGGUACCUCACAAUGACCUCGGCGAAUGAGGCCAACGGCUGGUAUGGAGGUACCCUCCUUGGUGAUCAAGAUGAAAGCAGUGAGAUAUAUAAACAUUAUGCUGAUCUGUGCCAGGGACCUUCAUUGGAACUCUUCCAAAAUGACCCAGAGAGAGAGCAACACUAUGCAAAUGCUUUGAGCACAAGUUCAUUUGAAAUUCUAAAUGAUGGUGCCAUUGCCGUGGAAAUGGAAGCAGCUCUAAAGGAGUAUGAACAUGUUGGGACUGACCUUGGAAUCAUUCCCACAUCUUGUAAAUUCUUCGCUGAUGAUCCAAGCUGGUUGACCAGAUGGUUAAUUGGGGAAGAAAAAGUACCUAGGGUAUCGUGAGUCCUUUUUUUUAUAGUAGGAUAUCACGAGUCCUUUUUAUGCCAUGUAACACCAAGUUUUAUUACAGUUUUUCGGAAAUUAUUAAUUCCUUCAAUAGCGUUGGUUACAACGUCCAAGUUGAUUCCCAUGUACCAUAUGUAAAAAUCAUAACAUCUAUAUUAUCUAUUGUAAUAGUAUAUAUGUAUAAGAUUUAGAUAGGAAAAUGCUAUUUGU